GUUUGCAUUUCCGCUGGAUACGGAUUGACGUUCCUUUCCUUUCUAGCAAAAUGGCUCCGAAACCGAAGCCCACGGAGAAGGCAGGUAAGCCUGCAGAGAAGAAGACAGAAAAGAAGGCUGAGAAGAAACCAGCCACAGCGGCGUCUACCUCAAAGGUAACAAAGCCUACGGCUAAGCCUGCAGCUGCAAAGAAGCCGGCAGCUGCCAAACCAGCAACUACCACUAAGCCAGCUGCCAAGCCUGCAGCUAAGCCUGUACUCAAGCUUGCCAGCAAACCAUUGAUUAGUAAACCCAAGAAGAAUGUACAGGCUACCAAGAAAACCCCAAAAGGUGGAAAAUCAGCAACUCCUGUUCAGAAAGCUCUCAAGGCUCAGAAGAAGAUCUUGAAGGGCGUUCAUGGCUCCAGGGUACGGAAGAUUAGGACAUCCGUUCACUUCCACAGACCCAAGACUUUCAGGCCACCUAGAAAUCCCAAAUAUCCGCGCAAAUCUGUACCGAACAGAAAUCGUAUGGACGCGUUCAACAUCAUAAAAUUCCCAUUGACGACGGAAGCGGCGAUGAAGAAGAUUGAGGACAACAACACCUUAGUCUUUAUUGUACACGACCACGCCAACAAAUAUCACAUCAAAGCGUCGAUUAAGAAGCUCUAUGAUGUUGAUGUAGCAAAGGUGAAUACAUUGAUGAGGCCGGACGGCAGAAAAAAGGCAUACGUGCGCCUAACACGCGACUAUGAUGCACUUGAUGUUGCCAACAAAAUUGGCAUUAUAUAAUUUCUAUCUCACUUUUUGUUUAAAAUGUCUUGU
This is a messenger RNA of Cyphomyrmex costatus, 803 nucleotides long. It is a transcript of the gene RpL23A, whose product is annotated as ribosomal protein L23A. The record is from RefSeq and is a predicted model, not a curated record. The transcript is spliced from 4 exons. Gene Ontology annotation, biological process: translation. Gene Ontology annotation, molecular function: structural constituent of ribosome; rRNA binding. NCBI's taxonomy places the organism in Eukaryota, Metazoa, Arthropoda, Insecta, Hymenoptera, Formicidae. Bases 51 to 770 code for a protein of 239 amino acids. Gene Ontology annotation, cellular component: ribosome.